AUGAAUCUGGACGCAAUCCCGCCAGAGCUGCUCACCACCAUCGCCGACUUCCUCCCCGCGCAGCGCGACACCAACGCCCUGGCAAGAUGCAGCUCCCGCUUACACGCCAUCCUCGACCCCCUGCUCUACCGCCAAAACAUAAAGUCCUCCCGCAGCGACGCCCUCGCCUGGGCCGCAAAGACGGGCAACAUCCAGACGGUCAGGAAGGCAUUGUCCUACGGAGCCGAUCCCAACAACAACCACAACAAUGCCUCCUCCUCCUCCCCCCCAAAAAGAGGUGACUUCGGCGCCCUUCGGUGGGCCGUCGCCCAGGGCCACCUGGACAUUGUCCGGCUGCUGGUCGAGCGCGGCGCUUCCCUGGGCGACUCGAUGCUCGUCGUCACCGCGGCGAGGCACGGCUUCGACGACAUCCUCAGCCUGCUCCUGGACCACGGCGCAGACGUAGACGCCCUGGGCUACCUCGGCAAGACCCCCUUGCUCUUCGCCGCGCAGGAGGGCAACGAAAGCACCUUUGACCUCCUCCUGCGCCGCGGCGCC
Molecule: messenger RNA, 537 nt
Organism: Trichoderma citrinoviride
Lineage: Eukaryota; Fungi; Ascomycota; Sordariomycetes; Hypocreales; Hypocreaceae
Product: ankyrin
Exons: 1
Molecular function (GO): protein binding
Source: RefSeq, a predicted model, not a curated record